This is a messenger RNA of Cooperia oncophora, 309 nucleotides long. Lineage: Eukaryota; Metazoa; Nematoda; Chromadorea; Rhabditida; Trichostrongylidae. The record is from the annotation of a GenBank genome assembly.
AUGUACAACGCUGAUCUCGGCAGAAAUCAGUCUUUCAAAGAAUUCUGCAAAGAAUUCUGUCAGGCUAACGAGCCCGUAAAGAUGUUCUAUCCAAAUUUCUUCGGCGUCGAAGUGAAAGAGAAUGGCGAGCUCAAAUCAGCUACUGUGAUAGCGUUGGCAUUCCGAGCUGGAAAGCAUCGCUCUUGGACAACUGAAAUGGUAAAAAAGUGGGAAUUAAACAUUGAAAACUACUUUGCAAGCCAAUACGAAGCACAACUAGUGGAAGUGAACGUCGUCUCGAUGUCAAUCGUCGAAAAUGGUUUGUUAUAA